Harpia harpyja (harpy eagle) is the source of this 2879-nucleotide messenger RNA. It is a transcript of the gene HEBP1, whose product is annotated as heme binding protein 1. The transcript has 4 exons. The record is from RefSeq and is a predicted model, not a curated record. The coding region runs from base 73 to 642 and encodes 189 amino acids. Lineage: Eukaryota; Metazoa; Chordata; Aves; Accipitriformes; Accipitridae.
CCGAGCCGAGAAAGGCCGGGCCGAGCCGAGAAAGGCCGAGCCGAGCCGAGAAAGGCCGAGCCGAGCGGCACCAUGCUGGGCAUGAUCAAGAACUCCCUGCUGAGCACGGUGGAGACGUGGCCCUACCAGGUGCUGAGCAAGGGGGAGAAGGAGCAGCUCGGCUACGAGGAGCGGGCGUGCGAGGGUGGGCGGUUUGCGGCGGUGGAGGUGGCGGGGAAGCCGUUCGACGAAGCCUCGAAGGAAGGGGUGCUCAAGCUCCUCAAGUACGUCGGAGGAACCAACGACAAGGGGGUUGGAAUGGGCAUGACUGCUCCUGUCUCCAUCACUGCUUUUCCUGCUGAAGAUGGCUCCUUACAGCAGAAAGUGAAGGUCUCCCUGCGGAUCCCGAGCCAGUUUCAAGCCAACCCUCCUUGUCCUAGCGAUGAAAGCAUUAAGAUUGAAGAGAGACAGGGGAUGACCAUUUAUUCCACGCAGUUUGGUGGCUAUGCCAAAGAGACGGAUUACGUGAACUAUGCUGCCAAGCUGAAGGCUGCUCUGGGGAGUGAAGCUGCAUACCGCAAGGAUUUCUACUUCUGCAAUGGUUACGACCCCCCUAUGAAGCCUUAUGGGCGACGCAAUGAGGUCUGGUUUGUGAAAGAGUGAGCAUCUGGCUCCCCAUGGUGCUGGCUUGCACUGAUAACCUCCCCUCGCUAUGUUCCUGUCCUCUUCAAAAUAAACUAAUCAUUUGGCAGAGGCAGAAAACCAUCAUUCCCUUCCUCCACACCUAUGCCUCGGUCUUUUAUGGACCAACCACUUUAGAAGAACACUGCAGACCCCCUCGACGGUCCUGCUCCUUCGUUCCGGACUAGGUCCUCAAGCACACAGACUCUUGUGAUCUCUCCGUGGCUUGCUCUUAUCUAUCUCCCUUGUGCUCCCGGAGUUCAAUGCUGAGACAGCCAAAAGUACUUAAUUAGCAAGACAGGUGCCUGACAGGAGUCACGUCCGAGUGCUGGCAGAGUAUUAGUCUCACCUGAAGCAGGCAGGGGAACACGACAGAAGUGCAUACAGGGACUUUUUUAUCUUCUUGAGCUUGCGGCAGCUGUAAAAUGCUGCUUUUAUCUGUGCCAUACCAGUCUAAAGGGACAUGGGUAUUGCUACCAACACAGCGCAGUGAAAAUAAGCAUCCUUUACAUUGAGUCAUAGCAUGCAGGAGAGCAACGCUUGUCAUCUGCCUGAGAAAUGGCAUUUAGAGGAAGAUCCAGGUUUCUGUUUGCAGCUAUCCUUCUGUUUCAGGUGAGACGUUUUGGGGUGUGUUAUGUCCUGGUUUCAGCUAGCAGCUGGACAAUGUGACGUGGAGACCCCAAGAACAUCUCCUCGCCUUCCUGUUACUUUUGUGUAACAUUUCUUUAAAACUAGCCUACACAAGGGCCAAAGCUGGAAUGUGUGUGGUCAUCUAAUUGAAUUAGAAAAAUACAGGCUGUGAAAAAAGCAGGUGCCUAUUACUUGUGAUCUGAAUGUGCAUCUGAAGAGCGGUGAGCACCUAGUGGAACUACUGUAGACGCAGAUCUUUAAAAAAACCUCUCUUCUUAAAUGGUGUUAGUUUCUGAAGGUCUGCUCAGAGCAGCUGUCAUCUUUAAAGGAGGAGGAAAACCUGGCUGUUCUUGAGAAAGAGAUUUACGUCAAAUAAUGAGUGGCCUUUUGGAAACUUCAGAUACAAUAGUAAGGGUGGGUCUUGUUUUAGGAAGACUGGUGAUGUUUAACUGUUAGGUAUCAAAUCAGCAUUUUAGCUGUUGGCUCUGCCAGGGAGGCAGCAGGACGCCCACAGUGGGAACAUGCUCACACACCAUGCUACUGUGGGUGCCUGUAUAAUUCGUUACCUCCACUAAAAGAGGUGUGCUCCUCUAAUGCUUCAGUGCCCCAAAGUUCAGGUACUUUCCAAAAGCCAUUUUCGCCCUGGAGCUGAAAGAGAGAUUUGUCAGGUGGCAUCCCAUGUUCUGGCCAGUCGAGCUGUUUGACAUGCACCUGCUUUCUGAGAACAAAUCUCGGCAGUAAAAGGAGAAAACCUGAGGUUCUGACGUGCUUUCCUUUUCUUUCUUGCUGAACCAUAUAAGAGCUUUGCUGUGAACACCAUGAGAGAGUUACAGUCACCUGUGUGCAAGAGCAGCUAGUCAGGAUGGGUAAAAAGAGCAGGUAUCAUUUAAUUUUCAAAAAAACCAAGGCAAAAGCUAUUGGCUGCAGUUAGUGAUUGCAGUGCAGGGGAGGAGGAAUCAAAAGGGAAAUCAAGGCAGACAGAGUUAGGCUUUUGAAGGAGUUUUUUAAGGAGCAAAGGCCCUUCUAAGGCUGUCCCUGAAUCCAAAGGGACCUAUUCAUGUCCCAGAUUACUUUUACCUGUGGGGGUGUGGAAUGGAGGGGCACAGUGCUGCCUGGUUUAUGCAUUCCCAGGUCCAUUUUGGAACUUGUGUGUAGACCGUGGAUACAGUCCUUUCUGCCUGCUGGUGGUGAAUGUCCUGCAAUGAUCAAAAUCCUGAAAUUUCUCAAAAUUUCUGCUGUGAAAUCUCAGAUGUUAGGAAGACCAAUAAUAAACCUGGUAUGAACAGAGCCGCACAUCUCAGCAGCAUGGUUGGGUUUUUUUUCAUAACGUGCAUACAGUCUGAACAGAGAGCAGGAGCUUCUGACCCAACAGCGAGAGUAAUCAUGUCUGUAUGCUCUGCCUGUGCAGCCCUGUUACUGGCCUUUUGCGUGCAGUAGGCAGGGUACAGUUUCAUAAACGGUGUUAAUUGAUAUCAAAAGCUUAUGCGAACCGAAUUGCCUUUUCUGUACACGCAAAGAUGCCUGUUGUUCUGUCUGCAUUUUCUAAGGGUUUUAAAUAAAUAAAAAAAUAAUAAUAUUGUGAUUUACAA